AUGACUAUUCCCUCCAAGGUAGAUCCUGGUAUAAAAACCAAUAUCUCAACAGUCCACGAGGAUAAACCAAACACUCCCCAAAAUGCAUCUCGACCACCCUUCUUCCGAAGCACACUCUUCCAAAUCCUCAUAGUCGGCCUCUGCGCCUUCUGUGCCCCGGGAAUAUGGAGUGCCAUGAACGGCCUCGGAGUAGGUGGGUCCCAAAGUCCCGACCUAGUCAACGCCGCGAACGCCCUGCUCUACGCCUUCAUGACCGUAACAUGUUUUGCGGGGCCGUGGAUUACCAACAUCAUCGGCUUUCGCUGGACUCUCGCCCUUGGGUCAAUUGGGUAUCCGCUGUACGCGGCAGGGUUAUACCUCAACAAUCGCACUGGUGCAACCUGGCUUGUGUACCUGGGCUCCGUGACAUGUGGUCUCAGCGCGGGGUUCUUCUGGAGUGUUGAAGGUGCUAUUGCAACUGGAUACCCUGAGCAACAUAAACGUGGUCGUUAUAUCGCGACGUGGUUUACGUUUCGUAACUUCGGCAAUAUCAUCGGUGGUGCUGUCUCUUUGGGUAUCAAUCAUAAGGUCAAUCAUCGUGGUAAAGUUGGAUAUCAGACAUAUCUUGCUUUCAUCGCGAUUCAAUGUUUAGGUCUUGUGUUUGGAUUGUUUCUCUCUAAUCCGGAGAAAGUGCAACGAGAUGAUGGCACCAAGAUGGAAGCCCCUCGUGGCAUUCAUUGGAAAGAGGAGGCUAAGACUAUGUGGCGAUUGCUGAGAAGCAAGUCCAUCCUACUUCUCGUGCCACUGUUCUGGUACUUUGGAUGGAUCCAAGCCUACCCCGGUACAUACCUUGCCACCUACUUCACCGUCCGAUCCCGAGCACUAGGAAGCUUCAUGUCCGCCGUAGUCGGUACCCUAGCAACCUGGCUCGGCGGCUCCCUCGUCGAUCUCCCAUGGCUUAAAAGUCGCAAGCACCGCGCCAUCAUCACGUUCACUCUCAUCGCGCUAUUGAACAGCGCAACGUGGAUAUGGGCAGUCAUCAUCCAAAACGAAUACCGACAUACCAACCCCGUCUUGGACUGGGGCGACCAACGUGCUUUCGGUCGUGGUUUCGGGCUCUACCUCUUCGAGCGGAUCAGUCUCGGCUUAGUCGAGAACUAUAUUUACUGGUGCAUCAGUAAUCUUUCGGACUCGCCAGGGGAUCAGAUUCGAUACAGUUCGCUGCUUCGGGGAAUCGAGACUGCGGGUGUUGCUGUGGGAUUUGGUGUCCAGGCUGUGCCUACCGCAUUGAUUGCGACGGCGAGCAUCAAUUUUGGGCUGUGGUUUUUGGCUUUGCCGUUUAGUUACUAUGCUACUUUGCAGGUUGUGCGUAAAUUUGAGAGGCUGGCACCAAAGUCUACUGGUUCGCAAAGCGAGGAAGAGGGUGUUGUGGCAGCCGUCGCUAAUUGA
Messenger RNA from Penicillium subrubescens, 1428 nucleotides. RefSeq lists its product as uncharacterized. The record is from RefSeq and is a predicted model, not a curated record. The transcript has a single exon. The coding region runs from base 1 to 1428 and encodes 475 amino acids. Lineage: Eukaryota; Fungi; Ascomycota; Eurotiomycetes; Eurotiales; Aspergillaceae.